CGCGCUCAGACCUGGCCUGGCCUCCGCGUGCCGAAUAACCCGCGCCGCCGUCAUGUCGUUCUCUUUGGCUGCCCACCCCGUGGGCAUCAAGUUCUAUACCUCGAUCUGGCGCGACUGCAAGGAGACAAGAGCUACGGAGAGAUCCACUCGCAGUUCCAGAACUGGUACGGCAACACGUUCCACCGCAAUCUGGGCAGGUACUUCUACGCCCACCGCUGCGGGGCCAUGGGGGCGUUCGCUCCACUGGUAACCUUCAUGGUGGGCUUCAAGAUCGCAACGAUGUAUUAUGGAACCCAGCGCGAUGUGAAGGCAGCCACUCUCGCCGCGGAGGCCUACGGCCAGGGCGGCUACAAGACGAACCCGGGGCGCGACAACGCUCCACAGACCGAGGGCGGCACGCCACCCAUACCAGAUGAUGCGGGUUUCCCAAGCAUCUGGGAGUCCAUCCAGGAGCAUACCAGCAUCCAGCGGGCGCUACAGCUCUACGUGGAUGCGCCUCCAGUCGGGGUCCUUGUCAUGCGGGCGGUUGGCUUCAACGCGCCAGACAAUCUCGCGUGGUUCCUGCGCCAACAGGAAGAUGACCGACUUGACGAAGCGGCCGCCGACGGCCUUUUCCAGGAUACAGAGGAGAGCGCGCCGGAGUGGAAGGAUGUCAUGCUAGGGCGCGGCAAUCUUGAAUCCUGCGUCGCCGUGCUCGCCGGCGGAGCCGCAGGCGGCGAUCCCGAGGAACGGCGGCAGCAGUCCCUUGCAACGCCCCACAGCGGCGUCGACUUCAGGCCCUUGUACUCCUGCGGUGCCAGUGAAUUGCGCGGGGCGCGCGUGCAGCGCAGCUGCCUCGAGGCGUUGCUGUGGCGCCAGCAGGAUGCCGAGAGGCAAACCCUCGAGGAGGGCAUCGAGACGCUCUUCCGCCAGCGAAAGGCGACUCUGCGGUAUCUUCGCCGCUGCGAGGACGCCGGCGCUCUGCUGGCGCUGCAGUGCGCGCUCACGCCGCGCCCGCAGCAGCUGCUGCCGCCGCAGCGGGCCGCCGGCGCCGCCAGAGUUGUCGCCGCACUCCUACGACGGUCUUCCCAUCACUGGUACCUGACAUCGCAGGCGCGUCCGCCCCCGGCCGCCGCGGCAGCGGCGCCGCCGCGAGGUAGCGGCCUCGGCGGCGGCUGCGCUCGGCGGGGGCCCGCUGCAGCGCGCGCCUCUGACUCGCGCGGGCGGCGUGGGGCCCGCCGAGGGCCGCGGCUUUAG
This is a messenger RNA of Prorocentrum cordatum, 1236 nucleotides long. The record is from the annotation of a GenBank genome assembly. NCBI's taxonomy places the organism in Eukaryota, Dinophyceae, Prorocentrales, Prorocentraceae.